AUGUCUGAGAAUAUAUCCAGUAUGGGCUCAUCAUUGUCAAAUGAGCAACUCAAUAUUCAGCUGAACAACUAUGAUUUUUACAUGUCAAAACCAACGCCAUUAGAUAGGGCACAUGGGAUCAGUUUACCCAUGAAUCAAUAUAUUCGGGUACCAGUCAUAAGAAUAUAUGGAUCCCUACCAUCUGGACACCAAGUACUGUGCCAUAUUCAUGGCGUAUUACCUUAUAUCUUCGUUCAGUAUAAUGGAGAAGUGUCAGAUUCAAAUGCGAUAAUGAAUCAGAAAUGUGCACAAUUGCAAGAAUUGUUAGAGAAACAGAUCAGUGCAUCUAUGAAAAACAGAAAAAAUAAUCAACAAUCAGCAUCAAAUGCUUCAAGUUUGGAAUAUAUAGCGAACGUUUCCGUUACCAAAGCUGUACCAUUUUAUGCCUUUCACGUUGGUUGGACGCUUUUUUACAAAAUAUCUAUAUUGAAUCCAUCGUUUGUUAACCGAAUAGCAGAUCUAUUAAGAGAUGGAAACUUAAACUUAGCGCACAACGAAGUUUAUGAAGCUCAUAUACCUUAUUUGCUUCAAUUCUCAGCUGAUUUUAAUUUAUUUGGAUGCGAUUGGAUUAAAUUGGAAAAAUGUUACUUUAGGAAACCAGUUUUAAAUAACAUUUUAGGAAUUGAUAAUCUAAUGCAGGAUGAGGAUCUAAAAAAAGUUUUGAAUCAAUUUAAUGAGCAAGAUCAGAACGUCUUGGAAUCCAAGGCAUUUCCCAGAAUGGGUAACGGAUUAUUGGAAAUCGACGUUCUUCCUCAAUUCAUUCAGAACAUCCAUUUUAUGAAAUUCAGAGAUAUUCAUCAUGAUUUUAUUGAGAAAAUACAGGACUUGUCGUCUAUUCUUAAGGGUCCAUAUGUCACAUCAACUCGACAAAUGACGAAAGAAUUGCAAGAACAACGUCAAUUGUUGUCUCUUCAAGAAUACAAACCAUUGAAAGAUAUUGAAAGGGUAGAUGUAGAUACAGAAUGGCAGUCAAGCGAAGAUUUUAGAAAAUUUUACGAAGAAGCAAAGAAAAGGCAAAUCUCAUUGGAUGGUAAGUUCCCAAAAUUUGAAACAUUUGUUCAGAACAAUUCUAAAAUUGAUAGAGUACGUAGGCCACAUGAGAUGCUCUCCCAGUUGUGGCCGGUGCCCUUGUCUCUGGGAGGGCAUCAGAGCGGUACGGGAUCCAAAAACAAAAAUUCUGACGUUAUUAACACUGCGUUUGAGGAAUAUAGUCUAUUAAAUAUAACUGAUGAUGAAGCUGACCAACUGCAUGAGGAGUUUUCCUCGCCUUUAAAGCAGAUAGAACCAAUUUCAGCUGGUUUGGGAAAAAGUCAACCACAACCAUCAAUGGACCUCCAUUUGACACAGAUGAUGGCGAAAAGAAAAAAAACUAGGUUUAACAUUUCACAUACACAUUACUCAAAGGUAUCAGAUAACAAACUAAGUAUUCCUGUUGGUUCUGACUCAUAUUUGUACAAAAAGCCUCCAGUGGAUAGUGUUCUCCUCUUGGAAGACCUGCAAGAUAAAGGUUUUCCAAUUGUCAAUUACUCGGAUCCAUAUUUUUCAAACCCAGUUGAUCUUAAUGAAAAACCAUAUAUAUACUCGGGUAAAAUAUUUGAAAUACCUUCAAGACAUUUAAGUAAUCGAAUUUCACUGAACUUUUCAGAUGAAUCUGUUGUAUUUGAAGAAAAAGUAAGAACUUCUCUCUUUUCAGAAUGGAAAUAUGUUAAAAGACCUCCAACAUACAAUACAAUUGAAAAUUCAUUCAAGAACAACGUCCCAGUUAAGAAUUACAAAUCUCAAAUUGAAAGAUCCUCCCCAAAAUAUCCUUUUCUGUAUAAGUUUCCAAGUGACUCUUCAACAAAGAAAAAGAAGGGCAAGAUCCAUGACACAUUGACUCAUUUUACGCUUGAGAUUCAUGUUAAUUGCAGAAAUGGGAAGCGACCUGAUCCAAAAGAAGACGAGGUAAACAUGAUAGUCUGGUGUAUUGAAGAAGAAACAUUUCCCUUUGAUCUCAGUAUUGCAAAGGAGGGAAUAAUGGCUCUUAACAAAGAAGGUUCUUCCCCAUAUGAAGAGAAGUUUGAACGUGCAGCUAGUCCAGUCUCAGUAGCAUUUUUUGAGACAGAGUUCGACAUGUUUGAUGCAUUAACAGAUUUGAUCUUAUUGUUUGACCCUGACAUUUUAUCUGGUUUCGAGGUGCAUAUGUCUUCAUGGGGUUAUAUAAUUGAAAGGUGUAGAAUUAUUCAUAAAUUUGACAUUGCAGUAGAAAUUGCAAGGGUUAACGAAAGAUGGAAAAAUAAGUCGAAGGACGUGUGGGGUUAUACGCAUUCUUCUGGAACCCAGAUUACUGGUAGACAUGUUAUCAACAUUUGGAGAGUGUUGCGGUCUGAAUUGAAUCUAACGCAAUACACAAUUGAGAAUAUUGUUUACAAUGUUCUUCAUGAAAGACUCCCCCAUUUUUCGUUUGAUACACUGACUAAAUUGUGGACUGACACUGGAAAUUUAUGCGGCUUGAAGACGGUGAUAUUUUACUGGUUGACAAGGGCACGCAUGAAUGUUCGAUUACUCCAAAAGCAAGAAUUCAUUGGAAAGACAAUGGAGCAGGCGCGCUUGAUUGGUAUCGAUUUCCACUCUGUUUUUUAUAGAGGAUCUCAAUUUAAAGUUGAGUCAUUUCUAAUCCGUAUAUGCAAAUCAGAGAGUUAUGUAUUGAUCUCAGCUAGUAAGAAACAGGUGAGAAGACAAAAGGCUCUGGAAUGUGUGCCACUGGUUAUGGAGCCUGAGUCUGCCUUUUAUAAAAGUCCAUUGAUUGUUCUUGAUUUUCAAUCUCUAUACCCAUCCAUAAUGAUUGCUUAUAAUUAUUGUUAUUCGACUAUGAUAGGAAGGGUAAGAAACUUAACCACGCAUGGAAACGAACUUGGUGUUGCUACUUUUAGUCUGGAGAAGAAUCUUUUGAGGCUUUUAGAGAACGAUGUCACAAUUGCCCCAAAUGGUGUUGUCUACGCUAAGUCUACAGUUCGCAAAUCAACGCUAGCGAAGAUGCUAACAGAAAUAUUAGAUAUUAGAGUGAUGGUAAAGAAGACAAUAUCUGAAUUAGGGAAAGGCAAUGAACGCCUUAGAAGAGUCUUAAACAAUAAACAGCUUGCAUUAAAACUUUUGGCAAAUGUAACAUAUGGCUAUACAUCAGCAUCAUUUUCUGGUAGAAUGCCAUGCUCUGAUCUUGCUGAUAGUGUAGUUCAAACUGGUAGAGAAACAUUAGAAAAGGCAAUAUCGAUUAUAGAGAGUAAUGAAGAUUGGGGGGCAAAAGUAGUAUAUGGUGACACCGAUAGUUUGUUUGUAUAUUUACCAGGAAAGACGAAAGAGGAAGCGUUCAAAUUUGGUAACGAAAUGGCAGUAGCCGUUACUAAAAGGAAUCCUAAACCUGUCUUCCUUAAGUUUGAAAAAGUAUACCACCCCUGUAUUUUGGUGAGUAAGAAGCGUUAUGUUGGCUAUUCAUAUGAAAAUGUAGGCCAGACAGUUCCAUAUUUUGAUGCCAAAGGUAUUGAAACGGUUCGAAGAGAUGGACAUCCAGCCCAACAAAAGAUUACUGAAAAAGCUUUGAAAAUAUUAUUUGAUUCCAAAGAUAUAUCGCAAGUUAAAAGGUAUGUACAGAGCCAGUUUACAAAGGUUCAAGAGGGUAGAGUGUCUGUUCAAGACUUUUGCUUUGCAAAAGAAGUUAAACUUGGUACAUAUAAAAGUGACAAAACUGCACCAGCUGGAGCUGUUGUAGCCACUAAACUUAUGGAAAAUGAUCAUAGAGCCGAACCACAAUAUAAAGAGCGAGUUCCAUAUCUGGUUGUGAAAGGGAAAUCAGGUCAAAUAUUAAGAGAACGGAGCAUUUCACCCUUAGAAUUCUUCGCCAAUCCCGAUUUGGAAUUAGAUUCAGAGUAUUAUAUAACUAAAACCUUGGUACCACCGCUCUCGAGGUUAUUUAAUGUUAUUGGAAUAGACGUUUCUGAGUGGGCAUACGAGCUUAAAAAAUAUAAAAAGGCCCAUUCGACUGUAAAUAAUAAGAAAAUUGAAAAAAUUGGAAAUCUAUUAUUAUGUUCUCAUUGUAAAGAACCCUAUAACAAAAUUGAUGAUAAUGUUCUUUGUGAUAACUGCCUUUCGCAUCCGCUUGAAACGACAUCAGAUCUUCUUUAUCAAGACUUACAAAGACAGUUUGAAUUAGAGAAGCUCAAACUAAUUUGUCAAACUUGCUCCUACCGCUACAACAAGGAUGCGGGGUUGAUUGGAGCAGAAAUUUCAACUCAUUGUAAUUCCUAUGACUGUCCUAUAUUUUAUUCAAAAUUCAAAUCCUUAAAGUACCUCCAAAGUUCGGAAGGAAAGGAAAGAGUUAGGACCCUUGAACGUUUGGACGAGUGGUAA
Naumovozyma castellii is the source of this 4422-nucleotide messenger RNA. RefSeq names its product DNA-directed DNA polymerase (gene REV3). Lineage: Eukaryota; Fungi; Ascomycota; Saccharomycetes; Saccharomycetales; Saccharomycetaceae. The coding region runs from base 1 to 4422 and encodes 1473 amino acids. The record is from RefSeq and is a predicted model, not a curated record. The transcript has a single exon.